Varanus komodoensis (Komodo dragon) is the source of this 358-nucleotide messenger RNA. RefSeq names its product serine peptidase inhibitor Kazal type 2 (gene SPINK2). Gene Ontology annotation, molecular function: serine-type endopeptidase inhibitor activity; protein binding. Gene Ontology annotation, biological process: spermatid development; negative regulation of serine-type endopeptidase activity. The record is from RefSeq and is a predicted model, not a curated record. Lineage: Eukaryota; Metazoa; Chordata; Lepidosauria; Squamata; Varanidae. The transcript has 4 exons. Bases 3 to 239 code for a protein of 78 amino acids.
GGAUGGAGCUGCCGUUCCCGCUGCUGUGGACGAUGGCAGGACUCAUGUUGAUGCCUCCCCCUGGGGAAAGUACCGCCCAGCCCAGAUGUGACUUGUAUUCUCUACCUGGAUGUCCAAGGAACUUUAAUCCAGUUUGUGGGACUGAUGGAGAAACCUAUGCAAAUGAGUGUAUGCUUUGUAUGUCGAACAGAGAAUACAACAAGGAAAUACAAAUUGCUUAUAAGGCUUCAUGUUCAUGAGAUUAGCUUCCAAGAGGAGAACACAUGUAACCGGCAUAGAAGUUGAAAUCUGCCUUCCAUGCUGCCAAAAUUAGAGCUAGCCCAUUUGUCCUUAUCCAACUUGUGAAUUUGCUUAUUAC